Molecule: messenger RNA, 1585 nt
Organism: Chinchilla lanigera (long-tailed chinchilla)
Lineage: Eukaryota; Metazoa; Chordata; Mammalia; Rodentia; Chinchillidae
Gene: Aqp3
Product: aquaporin 3 (Gill blood group)
Biological process (GO): glycerol transmembrane transport; water transport
Cellular component (GO): basolateral plasma membrane; plasma membrane
Molecular function (GO): glycerol channel activity; water channel activity; urea transmembrane transporter activity
Source: RefSeq, a predicted model, not a curated record
GCAUGGGUCGACAGAAGGAGCUGGUGUCCCGCUGCGGGGAGGUGCUGCACGUCCGCUACCGGCUGCUCCGCCAGGCGAUGGCCGAGUGCCUGGGGACGCUCAUCCUCGUGAUGUUCGGCUGUGGCUCCGUGGCCCAGGUGGUGCUCAGCCGGGGCACACAUGGGGGCUUCCUCACCAUCAACCUGGCCUUCGGCUUUGCCGUCACCCUGGGCAUCCUCAUCGCUGGCCAGGUCUCUGGGGCCCACCUGAACCCUGCUGUGACCUUUGCCAUGUGCUUCUUGGCACGAGAGCCCUGGAUCAAGCUGCCCGUCUACACCCUGGCUCAGACGCUGGGAGCCUUCUUGGGUGCUGGGAUCAUUUUUGGGCUGUACUAUGAUGCGAUCUGGGCCUUCGCCAACAACGAGCUAAUCGUCUCCGGCCCCAACGGCACGGCCGGCAUCUUUGCCACUUACCCCUCUGGACACCUGGACAUGGUCAAUGGCUUCUUCGACCAGUUCAUAGGCACAGCCUCCCUCAUCGUGUGUGUGCUGGCCAUCGUGGACCCCUACAACAAUCCCGUCCCCCGCGGCCUGGAGGCCUUCACCGUGGGCCUCGUGGUCCUGGUCAUCGGCACCUCCAUGGGCUUCAACUCCGGCUACGCCGUCAACCCUGCCCGGGACUUCGGCCCCCGCCUGUUCACCGCCAUCGCCGGCUGGGGCUCGGAAGUCUUCACGACCGGCCGGCACUGGUGGUGGGUGCCCAUCGUGUCUCCGCUGCUGGGCUCCAUCACGGGUGUCUUCGUGUACCAGUUCAUGAUCGGCUGCCACCUGGAGCAGCCGCCCCCCUCCACCGAGCAGGAGAACGUGAAGCUGGCCCACGUGACGCACAAGGAGCAGAUCUGAGGGGCGGCCGGGCCUCUCCUGGAGCCUUAAAGACUGAGCCGGGACCACUCCCCGGCAGCCCCUCACGCUCCCCUGCGCGUCCACCCCGCUGGACACCCUCCUCCAGGAUUUCCACUGGACCCUGCCCAACUGGACAGAGGAGAGAAUGGGCAGCAGUCAGUCGUGUGCGUGUGUGUGUGUGUGUGUGUGCGUGUGUGUGGUUUCCCAGAUAUUCAGGGCAAGAAGGGAUCUUUCUUAAAAGACCCUAAUGGUGCCGUGAGCCCGGGGGAGGCAGAGGCGGCGCGGCCCUCUGUGGGUGAGGGAGGCCACACGGUGUGCGUGUUGAGGGGCUCCGGGUGGCGGAGGGUCUGGUGUGUGUCUCUGAGUGUGUGUCUGCCCUUUUUUCUAAGUGGGCCUUCAGGCUUUGGGGAGGAGGGGCCCCUUCUCCGGCCUGGGGCUCUAGAAUCCCUGAGUCGGAGCUGCGUAGUGUGCUUCUGUCGUAAAAUAGGCAUGGGGUAGGGGGUGAAGUCCAGGUCAUAAGUUUCAUGUUUGCUUUUAUGUUGUUUUUAAAAUAUAUACAGCAGAUGUUACAGUCUUAGGGAUGGGGGUUGGGAGACCCUAACAAAAGGGUCUUUACCCCUUUAAUACACCGCUCCACAGUGUACUCCUUUGCCUUUUAUAAAAAAAAUAAUAAAAUGUAUGCCGAAGAUUGCCGGUUUUACAGA